ACAGCCCAUGUGACUCUGGGAGAUGCCCCCGGGGUAAGGACAGGAGAAAUAAAAGGGAAGGACCCACGGGGUGGACACCAGGACAGCACAGAGGGAGCAGAGACCAUGGAGUUCCCUUCUCUGCUUCUCUGCAAAGGGCUUCUGCUCACAGCCUCACUUUUAUACUGCUGGAGCUCACCCACGGUGGCACUGCAAACAUCUAAAGAAAUGCGCUUCUCGGCUGCUGAAGGGGCAAAGGCUCUUCUCUCUGUUCCUGACCAGGAAGAGGAUCUCCUCUCCUUUUCCUGGUACAAAGGGAAGGAUGUAAAUAAAAAUUUUACAAUUGCACAUUACAAAAAGUCCAGCGAUUCACUUCAGCUUGGAAAGAAUGUCAGCGGCAGGGAAGAAAUCUAUAAGGAUGGCUCCAUGAUGCUCCAGGCCGUCACCCAGGAAGACACGGGAUUCUACACUUUAGAAACCUUUAAAGCACACGAUCAACAGGAGAUAACAUAUGCCCAUCUCCAAGUAUACAAGAUUGUGACAAAGCCCUACCUCCAGCUCAACCACACUAGACUGCAAAGGAAGAGUGCCUCAAUUUUCACCUGCAUGUCGCCUGACACCGAAGUGGACAUCAAUUGGUUCUUCAAUUAUAAGCCCCUGAAUAUCACUGAGAGGAUCACACUGUCAGCUGAAAAGCGAGAGCUCACCAUAUCUCCUGUCUGGAGAGCAGAUGCAGGGAUCUAUCAGUGCGAAGUCUCCAACUCCUUUAGUUCCAAGAAGACUAAUCCACUCCUUAUGGUGUUGGCUUAUGGCUAAUGUCUCCAGAGCUUUGUGGUUUUUAUGUCACUAGUGUGCACAGUUUAUGAAAGUUAUAAGGAGGAAAUUAUUACUGCAGACAAGAGAGACAGUCAGCAUGGUGACAUACAUCUGCAACCCCCAAAUAAAACACAGGUCAGGAGGAAAGUGAGGGCACGGCCAGUCCAGUUACACAGUAUGACAAUGACUUUAAAAUAGGACCUCAAUAUAGGAGCAGAAUUGCAAAGGAGAGCCCAGGUUCUGAAUCACAAGUGCCGCCCCUCAGGAUCCAGAGGGAACUGCUCAGGUGCCUUACACUCUCAGGCAUGCUCAGAGUCCCCUGUUAAAAUGCUCCUGUGCCUGCAUAGAGCUAGCCACGGCUUCCCACAAGUGCAAAUCCUUCCUGGUGCCUAAGCCUUGUGCUGCCUGGUCCCCAUCUAUCCGUUUGAAGUUGGAAUAAUGGCAGGGAAUCAGACUGGAUAUGUUUCGCUGUAGAUACAUGUUUUUGGAGAGUUUUCAUCUGUGUAUUGUUUGAUGCUCAGAUGUAAAAUCCAUGAACAAAAAGGCCCCAUGUACUGA
Molecule: messenger RNA, 1353 nt
Organism: Mastomys coucha (southern multimammate mouse)
Lineage: Eukaryota; Metazoa; Chordata; Mammalia; Rodentia; Muridae
Product: carcinoembryonic antigen-related cell adhesion molecule 15
Exons: 3
Coding region: 106-795 (229 amino acids)
Biological process (GO): T cell activation
Cellular component (GO): external side of plasma membrane
Source: RefSeq, a predicted model, not a curated record